UCCCAGUUGUUUUCUGCUCUAUUUUUUUUAAAAAAGAGAAUGUCUGUGGUGCACCAUUUGCCACCUGGGUGGUUACUGGAUCAUCUUUCUUUCAUUAACAAGAUAAACUAUCAACUUCUGCAGCACCAGGAGCCUUCCUGCAAUAACAACAAGCCUACUUCUUCUGUCUACCUGGGCUCUCUUCAGAUGGAUGCCACGCCUCCUUUUGGAGCUCCUGCUCCAUGCAUUGGUCCUGAUUCUACUACUAUGCCAGGCAAUGAGGAUGAAGACGGAGGGAGUUGUGGAAUGAUCACCCAAAAAUAUGUUUUCCGACCUGAGCUAUUUAAAGUCACCAAACCUUACAUAACUUCAGCGGCUCACAAAGAAUGCCAACAAAGUAACAAAAAGGAGAAUUUAGUGACUGGCAAUAAACAAGAAGUCUCCAUUUCUGUUGGGAAGAAGCGUAAAAGAUGUGUGGCUUUCAAUCAAGGUGAAUUGGAUGCCAUGGCAUAUCAUACAAAGAUCAGAGAGCUGAUUUUGGAUGGAUCUUCACAGUUAAUCCAAGAAGGUCUCAAAAGUGGUUUUCUUUAUCCAUUUGUUGGAAAACAGGAUGGAAAUAGUGACCACAUCACUCUACCACUCAAUGCUUGCAAUUUGUCAGAAUUAUGUGAGAUGGCAAAGCAUUUGCCGUCCAUGAAUGAAAUGGAGCCUCAGACGCUAUGUUUGACAGAAGACGAUACGUCUAUUCAAGAGCUGGAUCUGUUAUCACAGGUCAUUGAAAACAACUCUAGCUUUCCCAAAAUGGUUACUUUAAUGGGGCAGAAAUACCUACUGCCACCAAAAAGCAGCUUUCUUUUGUCCGACAUUUCUUGCAUGCAGCCACUUCUCAACUGUAGUAAGACAUUUGAUGUAAUUGUGAUUGAUCCGCCAUGGCAGAACAAAUCGGUUAAAAGAAGUAACAGGUACAGCUGUUUAUCACCACAGCAGAUAAAGCAAAUGCCUGUCCCUAAGCUGGCUGCUGCUGACUGCCUUGUUGUUACUUGGGUGACCAACAGGCAGAAGCACCUGUGUUUUGUGAAGGAGGAACUAUACCCUUCAUGGUCUGUGGAAGUCAUUGCAGAAUGGUACUGGGUAAAGAUCACACAUUCAGGGGAGUUCGUGUUUCCAUUGGAUUCUCCACACAAAAAGCCUUAUGAAUGUCUUGUAUUGGGGAGAGUUCGAGAAAAAACUACUUCAGCAUUAAGGAGCACAGAUGUGAACGCGUCCCCUGUCCCAGAUCAGAAGCUGAUCGUCAGUGUGCCCUGCGUUCUUCACUCACACAAGCCACCGCUUGCUGAAGUACUGAAAGACUACAUCAAGCCAGGCGGGCAGUACUUGGAAUUGUUUGCUCGAAAUUUACAGCCGGGUUGGAUGAGUUGGGGCAACGAGGUCCUCAAGUUCCAGCACGUGGAUUAUUUCCUUGCUCUGCAGUCUGGACGCUGAUGGUAAAAGUUGUGCUGCGUUU
Molecule: messenger RNA, 1483 nt
Organism: Phodopus roborovskii (desert hamster)
Lineage: Eukaryota; Metazoa; Chordata; Mammalia; Rodentia; Cricetidae
Gene: Mettl4
Product: methyltransferase 4, N6-adenosine
Exons: 8
Coding region: 40-1461 (473 amino acids)
Cellular component (GO): cytosol; RNA N6-methyladenosine methyltransferase complex; nucleus
Molecular function (GO): site-specific DNA-methyltransferase (adenine-specific) activity; nucleic acid binding; RNA methyltransferase activity
Source: RefSeq, a predicted model, not a curated record